AUGUUAACAGAUCUUGGAAAUUCAGAAUCGUUACAAUGGCCAAAAGAAAUAAAAACCAUUUUAGUAUCAAGCAAUAAAGGUAAAACAAAUGAAAAUGAAAUUUGUUUAAAAUUUGUCAAUGAACAACUAAAUGAAUUACAACGCCAAUUAAAGUCAUAUCAACAAGAAUUAAAUAUUCGCGCAAAUGAUUAUCAAGGUUAUACAUUGUCAAUUCAAGAAAUAAUUAUAACAUAUAUUCAAGAAAAUCUUAAUUCUUCUUUACAUAAGAAAAUUGAACAUCACGUGGAUUUGAUUUAUUAUGAUUAUCAUAUUCGAGCAUUAAAAUUAGAAUAUUUCCAACAUAAACCGAACGAGUAUCAAGCAUGUUUUUUCUUGGAAAAUAGACAAAUAAAUCUUGUUUGA
Molecule: messenger RNA, 402 nt
Organism: Rotaria socialis
Lineage: Eukaryota; Metazoa; Rotifera; Eurotatoria; Philodinida; Philodinidae
Source: the annotation of a GenBank genome assembly